AUGGCGAUAUUUCGGCGUUUUGGUCCUGCUACAACAGUACCUCGAGCGCGCCAGCUUGUUCGUUCCUGGUGUGGUCAACUUGGCCAUUUUCAAGCUGGCACAUUCGAGUGCACGCGACUUGCUCCUGCGAGGCCUGUGCAACAUCGCAGCAUCUCAAGCACCAAAGCCACCCCACGCAUUCAUGUCCUGGGCCUAGGAAGUGUCGGCGCUUUCACUGCCCACUCGCUUGCUGAGAUACCUGCAAGACCAGCGGUAAAUCUACUGCUUCAUCGUCCCUCUCUUGUGCAAGACUAUGUGGAAAAUGGAAACAGGAUCCGAUUGAAGACGCACCAGGGCCAGAAUGUAGCUCAAACGGGCUAUGACUUGGAGGUGUUGCACGGUAAAACCUGGCACUUGAUGCAGGAUUCGCGCACGUAUGGGGCUGCUGAGGUAUUGCAGUCAAUAGGAACCCCAGUCGAUGAGAACAUCGGCGACCUUAUCGUGUGCGUCAAGUCUACCCAGACGGUUGCAGCCCUACAGCCUCUUCUACCCAGACUUUCGCGCAAGUCCAAUGUUAUGUUUCUGCAAAAUGGCGCGGGCAUGAUCGAAGACGCAAACACAUUCCUUUGGCCUGAUCCGCAUGUGCGACCAAAUUACGUUACGGGAGUGAUAUCGCACGGCAUCACUCUGAACAGACCCUUCGAUAUCACUCACACGGGGCCUGCAGCAACAUCAGUAGGACCAGUUCCUCGAGAAGAUGGUGACGCAGCUCAACCGCUUUCGCGGCUGCUAGACAUUCUACCUCUUGCACACCGUCUGAAAUGCCAGGCUUAUUCGUGGCCCACUAUACUUCAGGUCCAACUAGAGAAGCUCGCCUGCAACGCGCUCAGCAACCCUAUCUGUGCACUCGAAGACGCAGUGACUGCCUACAUCCUCAGCAUUCCAGAAACCAACAUGAGACUCAUGCAGGAAAUCUCAUCCGUUAUCCUCGCUCUGCCUGAAUUACAGGGUGUGGAGGGUGUGAAGGACAGAUUUUCGGCGAAAUCUUUGCACCACACGGUUAUGGAUAUCAUUGAGAAGAAUAGAGCAACUACGCUCGGCAAUAUGGCACAGGAUCUACGCUCCCAGGAUAUCAAAAAUCCAAUUGACAUUGCAGAGUACCUCUUCCGCCGACUUCAACAAGUUGGAGUCGAGUCAGUGCAUGGUGUGCCAGGAGACUACAACCUCGUCGCACUUGACUACAUUCCCAAAGUCGGCCUGAAAUGGGUCGGCAAUUGCAAUGAGCUCAAUGCUGGCUACGCGGCAGAUGGCUACGCAAGAGUCAAGGGCAUCUCUGCAUUGGUCACAACUUUUGGUGUUGGAGAACUCUCGGCAGUCAAUGCUAUCGCUGGCGCUUACUCCGAAUACGUACCCAUAGUCCACAUCGUCGGCUAUCCUUCGACUGCAUCCCAGAAGAACGGAGCACUGCUACACCACACUCUUGGAAAUGGCGACUUUACUGUUUUCUCGAGGAUGUCCAGGGAAAUCUCAUGUGCUGUGUCCAUGCUGAACAGCCAACACGAAGCGGCCAUGCUCAUCGACAAUGCCAUCCGGGAAUGUUACCUAAAGUCGAGGCCCGUCUACAUAUCUUUGCCUAGCGAUAUGGUGACGAAGAAAGUCGAUGGCGACCGCCUCAACACACCACUGGAUCUGGUAUACCCACAGAACAACCAAGAAGCCGAAGACUAUGUUGUAGAUGUGGUCUUGAAAUAUCUACAUGCAGCAAAGAACCCUGUCAUCCUUGUGGAUGCAUGCGCUAUCCGCCACCGAGCGUUGAAGGAAACUCACGACCUCAUCAAAAAAUCAGGCAUCCCUACAUUUGUUGCGCCAAUGGGAAAGGGCGCAGUGGAUGAGACGCUACCCAACUAUGGUGGUGUAUACGCCGGAGACGGUUCCAACGCCGGUGUGCGGGAACGUGUUGAGUCGUCAGAUCUUGUUCUCAGCAUUGGUGCUAUCAAAUCCGACUUCAAUACUGCAGGCUUCACCAUUCGCAUGUCUCAGCUGACCACCAUCGAUCUACACAGCUACGGAUGCAAGGUACGCUAUUCGGAAUACCCGGGUGUAAGAAUGAACGGCGUUCUCUCCAAGGUUACAGCAAAGCUAGGAAAGCUGAACAUUGAGUCCGGACCCAACCCAAACAACAACAUUCCAGACAAGGAGACCGCAUCUACUGAAUCAUCUAUCAAGCAUGCCUGGUUUUGGCCAAAACUCGGUCAAUGGCUGAAGAAGGACGAUAUCCUCAUUACCGAGACUGGUACCUCUAACUUCGGCGUCUGGGAGACUCGCUUCCCAACAGGCGUCAACGCCAUCUCACAAGUCCUCUGGGGCUCUAUCGGAUACGCAACUGGCUCCUGUCAAGGUGCCGCCCUCGCCGCCAAAGAAUCAAACAUCAAGCGCACUAUACUCUUUACAGGUGACGGCUCUUUCCAACUCACAGCGCAAGAGGUCUCGACUAUGAUCCGCAACAAGCUGGCUCCUAUCAUUUUUGUGAUCUGCAACAAGGGUUAUACAAUUGAACGACUCAUCCACGGAUGGGAGGACUCCUACAACGACGUUCAGGAAUGGAAGUACAAGGAUAUCCCCCGUGUCUUUGGCGCCGAAGAAGGCAGUGUGCUUACAUAUCGGGUCGAGACAAGGGAGGAAGUUGAGAAGCUGUUCCAAGACGAAGAGUUCUCUAGUGGCGAGACGCAGAAGAUGCGGUUUGUCGAGUUGGUCAUGCCGUGGGAUGAUGCACCGGCUGCGCUCAAGGCGGUUGCUGAGGCUGCGGCGAAGACGAAUGCUAGUGCUGAGUAG
Alternaria burnsii is the source of this 2811-nucleotide messenger RNA. Its product is annotated as pyruvate decarboxylase. The record is from RefSeq and is a predicted model, not a curated record. The transcript has 5 exons. NCBI's taxonomy places the organism in Eukaryota, Fungi, Ascomycota, Dothideomycetes, Pleosporales, Pleosporaceae. Bases 1 to 2811 code for a protein of 936 amino acids. Gene Ontology annotation, molecular function: carboxy-lyase activity; magnesium ion binding; thiamine pyrophosphate binding.